AUGGGAUGGAGAUGCUCAUGCGGAACUUUCUGGAUCUUAAAAACGGCGUCGCAUAGUUCCCAGAAGAGUUUAUCCGCUUCCGGCGACCUAAUCUGCACCGCGCCGUCUUCCGCCAUCAGCGACUCCAUCGCCGUCACUAGCUGCCCUACCGACUCCUCGAUGUACACAACAUCCGCCGCGAUUACCAGGUUGUGUUUGAGCGCCGGCAUGACCGGAGCGAUGUCGGUGAGCACGAUCUCCGUUAGACCUACCAUACCGGCGACUCCGCAUCCGGUUCCUAGCUCGACGGCGCGACGGCGGCGGAAAUCGAGGAGUUCGGCGUAUGGAUUCGGGGACGAUGAUGAUGAGUCCACCGUGGACCAUCGCUCGGCGAACUUGGAGAGAAUCAGAGAGCAAGGCCAGACGGAGGUUCCGACGUGCAUCGAGCCAUUGUCUUGUUGGAUUGAGAGUCGUGUGCCGUUCACGGUCAGAUCGAUCACCGGAGAGUCUGUGAAUUUCAUUUCUAUGAGAAAUUCCUUCCUCAAGCUCUCUCUGCGCGACUCCUUUUGUUUUCUGUAUUACCAUCAGAUUCGAAUAUAG
This is a messenger RNA of Thlaspi arvense, 579 nucleotides long. NCBI's taxonomy places the organism in Eukaryota, Viridiplantae, Streptophyta, Magnoliopsida, Brassicales, Brassicaceae. The record is from the annotation of a GenBank genome assembly.